Leptomonas pyrrhocoris is the source of this 1448-nucleotide messenger RNA. RefSeq lists its product as hypothetical. Bases 51 to 1448 code for a protein of 465 amino acids. The record is from RefSeq and is a predicted model, not a curated record. Gene Ontology annotation, molecular function: protein binding. Lineage: Eukaryota; Euglenozoa; Kinetoplastea; Trypanosomatida; Trypanosomatidae. The transcript has a single exon.
AGGCCGCACCCAAUUCCGUUUGCUUCCUCACUGAAGCUGAUUUGACCGUGAUGAAACGGUGUUCUAACGCAGCGUUGAGGUGGGCGAUGCGCCGUUUGAGCGCGCCUUGCUGCUUCGCACAAUUAGGCGGCAGCAGUUGUCUUCAGCGCAGCAGUACAUCGUGGACGGCACCGUCGGUCUGCGUUCAACGACGCGGGCUCGCCGACUCACGCGAUCCACCGCGAAACCCAGAUUCUGAGAACACUGCGUCGCAGGCGUCGGCCAAGCGCCGCGAGCCGCUUCUGGGUGUGGUGCAGGUGACCUCCAAGAACAUCAACACGGAAAUGGAGUCGAAGGUGCCGCUGUUUCUCUACUUUAUGGUGACCAACCACCCAGAGGUGCGGCAAUACACGGAGCUUCUCACGCAUCAAGUCGACCAGGCAAACUGCCGCUUGAAAAGUGAAAAGUUUGGCGAGCUGUACCAGGAGUUCGGCAAAGACGCCGGCCUCGCCAUCAAACUCGGUAUGGUGGAUUGCUUGCAAGAGCCCGGUCUCAUGACUAAAUUUUACAUUGACCCCCACAUGUUUCCCAUCAUCUACUUUGUGCGCAACAAAGUGUUUUGCGACAAACUCGUCGGCAUCGUUGCCGAGUCGCAGGUGAAGGAUGCGGUGGAGGCCUUCAUCGACUACGCCAAGGCCGAGUCGAAGAACGAGGCGGAGGGGAACACGCUGCUCCAGAAGAUAAAGCGCCAAGACAAUGACGACGAGAACGCCAUGACGCUCAUCGCCACUGCGCACACGAAGAUGAAGUCAAAAGAUGUGAACAAAGCCAAAGAACUCUACGCAAAGGCGCUUCGAAUGUCCACCGACGACAUCGAGGUGGUCAACAGGCGGCACAAUGCAGUCAACAAGAAAAUGACGCCUCAACUGUGGGCGUCGCUGAAGCGCGAGCCAUGCUACAACACCGCUCCUGAAGCACUCUGCGGCCUUGCGAUGUGUGCGAUGGCAUCGAAUAAUAUGGAGGAGUCCCUGCAGCUCGUGAAGCGUCUCCGCAGUGAAUUCCCGUACGCCGUGAAGGACAUGCGCAGUGUUGCGGAGGCCGUGGUGCGUAUCGAAUUGAUGGACAUCGUUGACUUUGAUGCCGAGAAGGACAACUACAUGAGCCUGCUCAAGUACGACGAGCUCAUCAGCGACUCCGUGCAGUUCUACAAACACCACCUCAAAAAGGCGGUCGCCUUCUACGUGGAGAACCUCUCGGGGCUGGCGAUUGAGGAGUGUAUUCGGCUCAUCCGUGCGGAGCCGAAGCUGUUGCCGGCGUUGAAGGAGGCUGGCGUCGUCCCGAAGGACCUCCACCUCGGACCCACCGCCGUCACACCUGCUCGCCAGGUUGUUCAUCUCUUCUUCGAAGCGCUCGGGCCGACGGAUGAGCAGGUGGAAAAGGGACGCAAGGUACUCCAACCCUACUUGUAA